AUGAGCAGUAUUAUUCAAGCAAAACAGUUUCUGAGCACUGAAUUCAAAAUGAAAGACCUAGGUGAGUUGAAAUAUUUCCUAGGUAUUGAAGUUGAUAGGAAUGAUCAAGGUAUUUUCUUAUCUCAAAGAAAAUAUGUUGCAGAUCUUCUUGAAGAUUAUGGGCUAAUGGACUGCAAACCCCUGAAAUUGCCCAUGGACACUCAUGUGAAGCUUCUUACAAGCUCAGGAGACAUACUACCUAAUCCUGAGUUGUAUCAAAGGCUGAUAGGAAAGCUUAUCUACCUGACCAUCACAAGACCAGACAUUGCAUACACUGUGCAUGUCUUAAGUCAAUUCAUGCAUGCUCCCACUACAGUGCACUUUCAAGCUGCAAAAAGGGUACUUAGAUACCUAGCUGGUUCCAGAGAACAGGGCAUUCUUCUAGCCAGUAAAUCUGCAGCAAAACUACAAGCUUACUGUGAUAGUGACUGGGGAGGUUGUCCUAAUACAAGAAGAUCAACAACUGGCUUUUGUAUCAUGCUUGGGAACUCACCUCUCACAUGGAAAUCUAAGAAAAAAUCUGUGGUGGCUAGGUCUACAGCAGAAGCAGAGUGUAGGGCUCUUGCCAUGACUGUAUGUGAAGUCAUUUGGAUCAAACAGCUUCUUAAAGAUCUUGGGUUGAAAAAUUUGAACACUACACCUAUUUUUUGUGACAAUCAGGCAGCAUUAGCCAUAGCUUCUAACCCAGUACACCAUGAGAAGACCAAGCAUGUAGGGAUUGAUUGUCACUUCAUCAGAGAUCAAGUGGGUUCAGGAGGUGUUCUUCCUACAUAUGUACCUAGUGCACAGCAAUUAGCUGAUGUACUCGCUAAAAUUUUAACAACUGAGCAACAUCAGACCCUUCUAUUCAAGCUGGGAGUUCUACAAUCCUCUCCACUCUCAGCUUGA
Messenger RNA from Beta vulgaris subsp. vulgaris (sugar beet), 927 nucleotides. RefSeq lists its product as uncharacterized. NCBI's taxonomy places the organism in Eukaryota, Viridiplantae, Streptophyta, Magnoliopsida, Caryophyllales, Amaranthaceae. The coding region runs from base 1 to 927 and encodes 308 amino acids. The transcript has a single exon. The record is from RefSeq and is a predicted model, not a curated record.